GGGAGGUGUGGAGAGUUGUUCCAUGGAGAAGGAGUUGCCUACUUUAGGGGUGGGCAUGUAUACAAGGGAAGCUUUGUAGAUGGCUUUAUGCAUGGUCAUGGAGUAUACACAUGGGCAGACGGUUUAAAGUAUGAGGUUCCCCUUUUGCCACCAAAACAGCUCUGACCCUGGAGUCGAGGCAUGGACUUCCCAAGUGGUAUCUGGCACCAAGGCGUUAGCAGCAGAUCCUUUAAAUCCUGUACGUUAUGAGAUGGGGCCUCGAUGGAUUGGACUUGCUUGUCCAGUGCAUCCCACAGAUGCUCUAUCAGACUAAGAUCUGAGCAGUAACCGUCACAUACCGGGAACACCCCACAAGACCAGCCGUUUUGAAGAUGCUCUGACCCAGUCGUCUAGCCAUCUCAAUUUGGCCCUUGUGAUCCUUACGUUUGCCCAUUUUUCCUGCUUCCAACACAUCAUCUUCGAGAACUGACUGUUCAUUUGCUACCUAAUAUAUCCCGACUCUUGACAGGUGCCAUUGUAACGAGAUAAUCAGUGUUGUUCACGUCACCUGUCAGUGGUUUUAAUGUUAUGGCUGAUCGGUGUAUAAUGAAGACAUUUUGAUGCACCUAAUAAACUGGCCACCCCAUUGAGGGGGACUUUGAAUCAAAUGCUCCUAUGGGACAUGGGAUAUACACGUGGUUAGACUGUAGCACCUAUGAGGGAGAGGUAUGCAAUGGCAUCUGCCAUGGCACUGGAACUUAUAUAUCUCCCAAAACCAGCACUAUAUACAGAGGGCAAUGGCACAAAGGCAAAAGACAUGGCAAGGGGACAAUGUACUACAAUCAAGAGGCAACCUCAUGGUACAAGGGGGAUUGGGAAAACAACCAAAGAGAAGGCUGGGGUAUGCGCUGCUAUCCAUCAGGAGACACAUAUGAAGGCCAGUGGAAGAACAGCAUCAGACAUGGAGAAGGAACAAUGAAAUGGAUUCAGCUGGGUCAGCAAUACAGUGGACAAUGGUUAAAUGGUUUUCAGCAUGGGCACGGGACACACACAUGGUUUCUGCGGCGGGUUUUUGGCUCGCAGUACCCCCUCAGGAAUCAGUAUACUGGGGAAUUUGCGCAAGGCGUGCGUCAUGGUCAAGGAACAUUCGUCUAUGCAAGUGGAUCAGUUUAUUCUGGAUGUUGGAAGAAUAACAAAAAACAUGGUCAGGGAAAGUUUGUUUACAAAAAUGGUCGCACAUACGAAGAGGAGUUUAUCGAUGACCGUAUGGCAGAAUUUCCAUCAUCCUCUAUUAUUUCACGUGCACUUGGUGGCUUACCUAGUAAACCUGAAGAGUCAGACGGUUAUGCCUCAUUACUUGGGCCUGACAUGGCUUUAAACAUAGAGACUCUAUUAAACCGAAUUCCUGAAGCACAAAGAAGGCAGGAGCUCAAACAGGUGGAAUUUGCCAUUAUGAGACAUAUUGAAUUGCUGAGGUCAAUAUACAGUCUGUACAGCAGCCUUGGACAUGAGAACUCUCCAGACAACACUUUCCUGCUCAGUCACCUACAAUUCUGCCGCUUUCUUAAGGACUGCAGUGUCCACCAGCAUGGAUUAACACUGGCACAGCUGGACCACCUUAUUAACAAAGACGUCUCUCCAGGGGAGAUUCAUACACCUUUUAGUAGGAUGUUUCUGAGAAAGUGGAUUAGUUGUAUUGUCAUUGCAGCAUACCAUAUUUACCACAGAGACUUAGAGUCCUCUAGCAAUGUACUUGCAGCGUGCUUUUCCAAGCUCAUGAGGCAGAACAUCAUUCCCAAUGCCAAGAAUGUAAAAGGGCCUCUUUACUGCCACCCUCUUCGUGCUGUGAUUGGCAAGAACUAUACUGAUAGAUGCUGGGAUAUAUACCAGACUGUCCCUAAAGUCAGCUCAGCUGCCAUCUCUGACAUCAUGAGUGCCAGGCACUUCAUCUGGAUGUUUAAGGUUCUUGGUCUCUUUGGCCAUACACUAACCACAACAAGAUUACUGGAGAUCCUUUCACAAGAAAAUCCUGCAAUCUACAGUUCUACUCACAGUAACCUGGAUUUGGAGAUCACUUUUCUUGAGUUCUUUGAAGCUCUGCUGGGUUGUGCUGAAGUGAAGAACACACAUGGAGUUGGAACUGCACAACCCAGACAGUGCGAUUUGGGUUAUCAUGAUGAGACGACUUCAAGAGAUCAGAUGAAAAACAGCCCUAUUCUGAUCCGGUUGGCUUCUCCUCAGGAGUACGAGUCAACAGUGCUGUCCUCAAGCACAAUCAUUUCAUCAGCUUCCACCAGCGUAAAAUCCCUUGAGGAAAUUAAAUCCAAGGCACCAACACAGUCAUCCCUAAGUGAAGAAAUACAACUUAAAGAUCAGGGAAUUGACCUAUCUAAGCCGGCUGUUACAAACACAUCAGAGAUGGAAUUGCACAAACAAACUACAAGCAGUGUGUUGGUCGAAUACACACAAGUGACCAAGCCACCAAGUUUAAGCACAGGGGUUGCUGAAGAGGGGCAACUGGAAGACCAGCUGAAGAACUGGAUCAAUCGUGUUCACCAGUUCUUUACACACACAUUCUUCCCAGUGUAUGAACACAACUUGGUGUUGAAAAAGGAGCUGCAAGAGGAACGACAAAGACAAACCACAGACAACAGAAUCACUCUUGAAAAGGCCAAGGCGAACGCUAAACUAAGAGAGCAGCAGAGGGCAGAAGAAGAGGAGAUAUCCAAAGAAAAAGAGGAGGAAGAUGCCGAGGAAAGUCAUGUCUUAAUUGACCUGAACAAUUCAUCUGCAGCUCUGAAGCAAUCACCCACAAACAAGAAGAAAAAGAGGAAAUAACCCAAGAUCUUCCAAAAAAAAAAGUUUGUUUUAAUUGAUCAAAAUUUUUGUAAAUGCAGAAAGGCAUAUAUAUAAAUUUGGUCAUCCAAAUACAGUUAACAAUCAAUCUCACUAUGACAAGUAAAACAGUAAAACGUAAAUAAACCCCACACAA
Ictalurus furcatus (blue catfish) is the source of this 2971-nucleotide messenger RNA. It is a transcript of the gene rsph10b, whose product is annotated as radial spoke head 10 homolog B. Bases 655 to 2817 code for a protein of 720 amino acids. The transcript has 20 exons. The record is from RefSeq and is a predicted model, not a curated record. Lineage: Eukaryota; Metazoa; Chordata; Actinopteri; Siluriformes; Ictaluridae.